CUGCUGUGGAAUAGCGAGCCGACUCCACUUACUCAGGAGAAGAAAGCAGGAAAAUAUUCUCCACUCUCUGGCAACUGGAUGGGAAGAAGGAGAAUCUUUGACCUUGGAAAAUGAAGAUGUUGUUGCCAUGGGAACUGUUAAUCCUUCUGUCACUCAAAGAGUGCCUGGCUGAGAAUACACGCCACGGUCCUGUCUUCACCCAGGAGCCCAGUGACAGUGUCUUCCCACUGAGCACGGAUGAUAAGCACGUGUUUAUUAAUUGCAAAGCAAAAGGAAACCCACCUCCUCAUUACAGUUGGAAGGUGGACAACAGAGAAAUAAACACAGAAUCCGAUCCAAACUACAGCCUAGUCGAGGGAAACCUGUUGAUCAAUAACCCUCACGUGAUCAACCAUGGAGGCGUGUAUCAGUGCAUCGCCACCAACACAUUUGGGACCAUUGUCAGCAGGGAGGCAAAAGUCCAGUUUGCAUUUCUGCAGAACUUCAGCAGGAAGUCCAGGAACACGGUGUCAGUGAGAGAGGGUCAAGCUGUGGUUCUGCUCUGCGGCCCUCCACCCCAUUACGGAGAGAUCAAAUAUUCAUGGGUUUUCAACGGACAACGCAGCUUCCUGCAGCAAGACGCUCGCCGUUUUGUCUCUCAGAGGACGGGCAACUUGUACAUAGCCAAAGUCGAGGCCUCGGACGCUGGGAACUACACGUGCGCGGUGAGAAACAUGAUGACCAAUGCGACAGUGCUCAGCUCCCCAACCCCUGUGGUGGUGAGGAGGGACGUAGUGAUGGGUGAAUACGAGCCAAAGAUGGAGGUUCAGUUUCCUGACACCCUACAUGUCUCCAAAGGAUCCUCUGUGAAGCUGGAGUGCUUUGCCUUAGGAAACCCCGUGCCUUCCAUCUCAUGGAGAAGAGCUGAUGGAAAUCCACUCCCUGGCAAGAUUAAAAUCAAUCACGCCGGUGGGGUUCUGGAAAUUCCAUAUUUUCGCCCAGAGGAUGCUGGUGUGUAUGAGUGCGUAGCCGAAAACAGCAGAGGACGAAAUGUUGCCAGAGGGCAACUCAUAUUCCACAAUGUUGAACAUCUGCACUGGGUCCAGACACUGAAGGAUGCUCAUAUGGCUAUCGACGCUAAUCUGCAGUGGGAAUGUAAAGCCAUUGGUAAACCUAGGCCUACAUACAGAUGGUUAAAGAAUGGUCAGCCUCUAACAGCAGAGGGGACGAUCCAUGUGGAAGCUGGGAGACUGACCAUAUCCAGGAUUAGUCUGUUGGACUCUGGCAUGUAUCAGUGUGUGUCAGAGAACGAACAUGGAGCCGUUUACGCCAGCGCUGAGCUCAAGGUUGUAGCCUCCCCGCCUGACUUCACCCGGCGCCCUGUGAAGAAGUCCAUGGUGAUCCAGAGAGGGGGUGAGGUUGUCUAUGAGUGCCGACCCCACGCUUCCCCGAGGGCCACAAUCUCUUGGUGGAGAGGGGGCGAGCUGCUGAAGGACGGCAGGAGACAGUCUAUCAUGGAGGAUGGGACCCUGCGCAUCACCAACAUCUCCAAAUCUGAUGGAGGCAGGUACACGUGUGUGGCCAGAAACCAGUUUGGAACAUCCAGCAGCACAGGAAUGCUGAUGGUGAAAGAACCCACCAAAAUCGUAGUUCCACCCUUGAGCUUGGACGCCACCGUGGGACAGAGCCUUGUGUUGCCCUGCGAGGUGUCCAGCGAUUCAUCCCUGAUCCCCGUCUUUAAGUGGUUUUUCAACGGCAAAGCCAUUGAUUUCAUCAGACAGGAGCACUUUGAAAUGAUUGGAGGGGGAUUCGCAGGUGACCUGAUGGUGAGGAACAUUCAGCUGAAGCACUCUGGGAAGUAUGUGUGUAUGGUACACACAGAAGUCGACACCGUUUCAGCAGCAGCAGACCUAAUUGUCAGAGGACCCCCCGGUGCCCCGGAGGGCCUGCUGGUGACUGACAUCACUGACACCACCGUGCAAAUUUCCUGGGGCUCUGGACCUGACAACCACAGCCCUGUUACCAUGUACAUGGUGCAGGCCAGGACCUCUUUCUCUAUAGGCUGGCAGACUGUGAGAACAGUUCCUGAUUCUGUGCCUGGACAGAUGAUGCAUGCCACAGUGACAGAUCUGAACCCCUGGGUGGAUUAUGAAUUCAGGGUGGUGGCAAUCAACAGUGUUGGUGUAGGAGAACCCAGCACGCCAUCAAAACAGAUCCGAACCAAAGCCGCAGUUCCCAAGGUUGCACCAGUCAAUGUGAGCGGUGGCGGCGGAGCCCGAGGAGAACUUGUCAUCAUUUGGGAGCCAGUUCCAGAGGAACAGCAAAGCGGAGAGGACUUUGGCUAUGUGGUGGCUUUACGCCCACUCGGCAGCAGCACCUGGAUCCAGACGGUGCUGGCAUCGGCCGAUGCAUCCAGAUAUAUCCACAGAAACGACAGCAUCGCACCCCUGACCCUGUUUGAAGUGAAGGUGGGCGUGUACAACAGCCUGGGGGAGGGGCAGUUCAGCCGUGUUGUUCGAGUUUUUUCUGCGGAGGAGGAGCCCUCGGAGGCACCAGCAAGAGUGCGGGGUCGUGCUUUGUCAGCCUCCGAGAUUGAGGUGUACUGGGAACCAGUUCCCUUGGGAUCCAGCAGGGAGAAGAUCAUUGCUUAUGAGGUUCUGUUCUGGGAGCAAGGAUCUGGGCAUGGUGACGCUGACAGAGUGAAGGUUAUCAACACCACAGCACAGCUCUCUGGCUUGAAGGGCAGCACGGUCUAUCUGAUCUCAGUCAGAGCCCAGAACAGCGCCGGACUCGGACCCAGCAGCCCUGCGUUCAACGUCACCACAAAAAAACCACCUCCGAGUCAGCCACCGGGGAAUAUCGAGUGGAGUCUGACCAACUCGAAGAUCUUUCUAAACUGGGAACAUGUCAAGGCGAUGGAAAAUGAGUCUGAGGUGACAGGAUACAAGGUUGUGUAUCGUCAGGACUGGCAGGGCAGGACCACUGUGCUGGAAACCAAUAAGACCAGUGUGGAGCUGCAGAUCCCUUCCGGAGAGGACUACCUCAUUGAGAUCAAAGCUCUCACCAAAGGGGGGGACGGCACCAGCAGUGGCCCCAUCCGCAUACCAAAGAUGUCCAGUCUUAACUCAAAAGGAUGUGUGUGCCCAGUUUCAAUGAAGACUUGCUGUUUCAUGAUGUUAAUAUUUUCUAUGUUUGUUUUGUAGCUUCUGAUGCCUUCAUAUUUAGAGUGACUGGUACGGUCUAUGGGUGUUGCUGUUUGCUCUCCUGUAGACAUUAGAGUGACUUUGGUCUUUGAUUAUCUUCUUCUACAUGUCAGGUUUGUGGAAUGGAGAGUUUCUCAACCCAAACCCAAACUGAAUGAUGGGAAUCAUUCUGACAGGUUGUCAAAUGCCCACUAAUCCGUGGUUGGACUGUUACUCGUAGGCAACAGUACAGUUACAACACAUUUUCAUCUGGCUAUUUUCAGGACCACUGCCAUCCUCCAGGAUGCAUUUGAUAAACAUGGAAAGAUGAAUUUCUUAUCUUUCUUUGUGAAAUGAACAUGAGCACAGGUUCAUGUCCCUGUUUCAUGUCUGUUUCCACAUUUUCUGCCUCAACCUCCGGGUUAUUUCUUGGCUUGAUGUGACUCCCAUGAUUCCUGUAGACCAAGAGGUAAAAGUUUUUACUUCUGUUCAUUUGGAAUUUAAGUUUAAUCUUUGAUAUUUUGAGUGUAUUGUACGCCGAUUCAAAUUACCCUAGAAAAUGAAAAGAAGAAGACUAUUCCUUAUGCCAAGCUCAGCCAAUCGAUUUCUGGCUCUAGCUUCAAGAUACAACAUUCAUUUUCUUAUGCAGUAAAGCAAAUAUAUUUUCAAAUUCAUUGUACAUAGAGGUUAUACAACUAUCCAUAAAUAAUACAUACACCCACUCUCCUCUGCAUUUUUUUGUCGACGAGCAAUUAACGAUGGUUCAUCCCAAGAUAAAAUCAGCCACCGUGUUUAAACCGAUUAAACAGGUAAUUGGUUAUUAUGUUGUAGUUUAUCAGUUUUCUAUAUCCGAUCAGUUAAUCCAUCAAAAGGGACGAUCUUCAGGGUUAACACUUUAACACCAGGCUGUCAGUCAUCCACACAGUUGGAAGAGCCAUCAGUGUUUUCCCUGCUGAUUUUAUGCAAGAGCACUCUGGCUGAUCUUUAAGAGUUUAACAAAGCCGCUUUGCCUUGUUGAGUAUAUUCUAUAAACCUGUUGUCAGCCUGUCUAAAUUAUACUGAAGGGCAAACUUAUCUCACAUUGAAUGUAAAAUGUUAUUAACUGUA
Paralichthys olivaceus (Japanese flounder) is the source of this 4268-nucleotide messenger RNA. RefSeq names its product contactin-4. The record is from RefSeq and is a predicted model, not a curated record. NCBI's taxonomy places the organism in Eukaryota, Metazoa, Chordata, Actinopteri, Pleuronectiformes, Paralichthyidae. Gene Ontology annotation, biological process: brain development; axon guidance; cell-cell adhesion. Gene Ontology annotation, cellular component: plasma membrane; axon. Gene Ontology annotation, molecular function: cell-cell adhesion mediator activity.